Molecule: messenger RNA, 542 nt
Organism: Anarrhichthys ocellatus (wolf-eel)
Lineage: Eukaryota; Metazoa; Chordata; Actinopteri; Perciformes; Anarhichadidae
Product: cyclic nucleotide-gated cation channel beta-3-like
Exons: 4
Biological process (GO): retina homeostasis; monoatomic cation transmembrane transport
Cellular component (GO): intracellular cyclic nucleotide activated cation channel complex; plasma membrane; photoreceptor outer segment
Molecular function (GO): intracellularly cAMP-activated cation channel activity; cGMP binding; intracellularly cGMP-activated cation channel activity
Source: RefSeq, a predicted model, not a curated record
AGGGCUGUGACAGACAGAUGGUGUUCGACCUGCUGACGAGGCUCAAGUCUGUGGUCUACUUGCCCGGAGACUUCGUUUGUAAGAAGGGGGAGAUCGGCAGGGAGAUGUACAUCAUUAAACAGGGGGAGGUUCAGGUGGUGGGCGGUCCAGACCUGCAGACGGUGUUUGUCACCAUCAGAUCCGGCUCGGUGUUCGGAGAGAUCAGUUUGCUGGCAGGAGGCGGGGGGAACCGACGCACUGCCAACGUAAAGGCACACGGUUUCGCCAACCUCUUCAUCCUGGAUAAGAAGGACCUGGCAGAGAUCUUAGUAAACUACCCAGAGUCCCAGAAACUCCUCCGCAAGAAAGCCAAGACAAUGUUGACGAAGGACAAGAAGCUAGAAGAGAAGACCGGAGCUAAAGAGGCGAUGCAGGUUAUUCCGCCGAGACCGGACACACCUGAAAUGUUCAAGGUGGCCCUGAAGAUGUCACAGCAGGUGGGAAUAGAGGGAGCCUUCACCAAACUGAGGAAGACCUACCAACCCUCUGAGAGCCCAGCAGAG